Planococcus citri (citrus mealybug) is the source of this 3943-nucleotide messenger RNA. It is a transcript of the gene Mip, whose product is annotated as Myoinhibiting peptide precursor. The transcript is spliced from 6 exons. The coding region runs from base 461 to 1240 and encodes 259 amino acids. The record is from RefSeq and is a predicted model, not a curated record. NCBI's taxonomy places the organism in Eukaryota, Metazoa, Arthropoda, Insecta, Hemiptera, Pseudococcidae.
UACGUGAGCUGGUGCUGGUGCUGGUGCUGGUGCUGGUGGGGACUCGUUGCGUUAUAUAAGUGUCGAGUCAGCACCGUGCUCGCGGCACAUCGUAUUUCAUCUUCGUUGCGACGCGACAUCGCUAAAUUUUUUUCUUACGCCGCAACGCCGACGCCGACGUCGCUCGGCUCUCGUAUUUGUACUUGUACGCGUACCGUUCGGUUCACUCGCGCUCGCCAUUCGCAAUCGCAUUCGCAUUCGCAUUCGCAUCCGCAUCCGCAGCCGUAUUCGUAUUUUCGUAUACCUAUUCGUAUUUGUACGAGUAUUUGUAUUGCUAUUCGUAUCGAGCCCCGGAAACUGCAGCCCUUUGACACCGACUCCGACACAGACACUGAAAGCCAGCAAACAGAAUUAGGCUAAUCUAAAUCAAGACUGCGGCUGGGCGAGCGUAAAGCGUGCAGCGUAAAACGUAAAACGUAAAAUGAUACGAGUAUUGGACGGCGGCGUUUUACUUUGGCUGGCAUCGUGCGUGCUGGUUAUCAAAAGCGAGUCAACGCAGAAUGGCCGCGCUGUUCACUCGAAUGCCGAAACCCGUCAACAGCUACAGGACGCGGAUGUAGCGGUUGCGUUGUCGCCGGCCAACGCCAAUAACCUGUUGGAGCUGAUGGAGAGCGCCAACGCCAACGCCAACGCGAAACGUGCCUGGAAGGAUUUGCCGGGAUCCGGCUGGGGUAAACGAUCGUGGCAAGACCUGCAGUCGUCCGGAUGGGGCAAACGAGGCUGGCAAGACUUGCAAACCUCCGGUUGGGGAAAACGCGGCUGGCAAGAUCUACAAACAUCCGGUUGGGGUAAACGAGCUUGGCAAAAUCUUCCUUCGUCCGGAUGGGGAAAACGAGCGCCAAGAGCUUAUCAGAAUUUCGCAACUCUGAGAAGUCGUAACGGUUUCGAUAAUAAUGAAAAACUGAUGGCGGAUGAAAUGGGCGACGUGGAUGGCGCGGGCGCGGGCGCGGGCGCAGAUGCGAUGACCAUCGAAGACGACGAUGCCAUUGACGCGGUGAAAAAAGCGUGGGACAAUUUAAGAGGGCCGUGGGGUAAACGUGACGCCAGCGACUGGGGAAGUAUGAAAGGCGCGUGGGGAAAAAGAGAUCCGGCCUGGCAUAAUUUGAAAGGAUUGUGGGGAAAACGUUCGUCGUCUUCGCUAACGGCGGCGGCGGAUAAUUUUUACGAUAUCAAUAGUCAAGAUUUGCAAGGUAAUUUAUGAUCACCAAACGUGCCGUGCCGCGCCGACCAUUAUUCUCUCACGUCAGCUCUUUCCUUUUCUUACAUACCUAGGUUUAAGAUAUUUGCAAACAAUUUCUCAGAACGGAUAAGUACCUAAUUCAUAAUUCAUCGUCGGAUGUUUUCGCAACAUUCGUUACGUAAUCGUCAAUCGAGUAAAUUUUUACAAUAAAAAUGUACGUAAUUACUUGUAAUUUACCAAAUAAGAUUUGUCUAGUAACUUAUCACUCUUCGUCUUCAUGAACCUAAUACCUACACAGUACUCACGAAAUACAGUUUCCUUUCAACUUUGUAAUGCCCGUUGUUUCGGCGGCGCGGCGUACCUACUCAACUACCUAGUACCUACGUACCUACUUACAUACAUAUAGUUAAGUACCUACUCGCUAAUAUCGAACAGGAGAAAAAAAGAGUUAGCAAUAACAAUAAGUAUGGAAUACGAGUGUCGAGUACUGUGCAACCAAUAAAAGUCUUGGCCAGCGUCAGCGCCAGCGCUAGCACGAAAAAUUCUCAAAGGGAUACUUAUGGGGUUGGGCAUGGGUGUACGGUGUACUGUAUACACUCGAUAUUAGAGGCAGCUCUGUACAAGUCCACAUUCAACAAUCAACGUACUCUCGUACAAUACAUACAGGGGCGAAGGUUGUCUAACUGUCUAAUCGGUAAAAAGAAAAUGCAUGUUUUGCGGUAUUACUGUAUUACUGCUUGUACCUAGGCUAUUGUUAUUGCUAUUGCUAUUAGCUAUUACGAGUACUAAACAGUAAACACCCAACACCCUGUAAUCCUGUAUGUAUGGCGCUUUAACGAAAUACGUAUGUAGCUGUUUUGGCUGCGGUUGCGGCUGCCGACUUGGACUGCUAUACAGGUGGUGGUGGUGGUGGUGGUGGUACACGACUACACGUACGAUGCGUAGCUGUAGCUGUAGCUGGUACAGGUCUCUCUCUAUUCUCUCUAUUCGUUUCCUGUUUAGUGUUUACAGUUUAGGCUAUUGCUCUUACUCGAGUGCAGUUUUAAGUAAACGACUAGAUAGGUAAAUGCCAACGUUUCAAAUUUUCAAAAAACACCUACCUAGUACCUACCUUCGUUACUCGAACAUUACCCCAAGUUUUUCACCUAGUUAUCGUCCGAAUACAAUAGUAUACUCGUACAUACUCAUAAGUACUCGUACAUUUUAGUAGCGGAUGCCUUUGGUCGAACAACAACUCGCGCAAAUAACCAUUUUCUACAUUAUGUACAUAUGUAGGUUAGUUACGUAAUACGUAGUACCUAUCUGUGAAACCUGCACACUGCACUGCACUGCACACAGCACUACAUAGCAUAAUCAGCUACUCGCUUCUUCACUAGUCACUCUCACUGCACAGACGCACAGUUACACACUUACACAAUAAUAGGUUCGCGCUAGGCAGUUAAUACUCGUAGUAAAUCAUACGUAGUACGUGGUACCUAGACCUGCAUUAAAGGUACAUUACAGGUAGGUAAAGGUACAUAUAAAAACGUAAUUAAAACACCGCCAGCUCGGCAAUUUUUUUUUUCUUCUUCACUUCUUUCUUACUUAGUAACUUAGUACGUCUACGUCUACAUAUCUAUAAGCGCAGUAUGAUUAUCCGAGUAAGUACCUACUCGACAUGUUUUUGAUAGGUUCCUAGUACCUACACCUAGGCAAUAGACAUACGCGUACGUGUACGUGUACGUAUUUUACAAACACACGUUGUUCUUACGAUAUCGCAAUAAUCGUACGCGUAGAUACCGUAUACGUAUACAUACAGGGUGGCCAGAAAUAUCGGGUACCCCUAAGAAAGUUUUCCAUUAAAAAUAUAGGUUGGCAACGUGAAAUAGAUGCAUAUGAUUGGUGGAAUGUUAUCUCUCCAGUCCAACAACCAAUCAUGUGUUAUCAUUAUUAUCAUUCACUGUGACCAACCCAAGUAUUUAGUUAGAAAACUUUUUUAGGGGUACCCGAUAUUUCUGGCCAUCCUGUACGUACCUAAAUAGGUAUUAAAAACAGGAUCGCAAACUCGUGUCGAUGUCGCAAAAAUUCUUCACCACCCGAAAAACACGUGGCCUACGCCUACGCGAAUUGGGAUUGGCUGAUUUUUGGCUUCACUUUUUCCUGUACAUUCUAAAUUGAAGUUUCCGAUCCGGUUUUAUAUUAUACUCGUAUCAUCCCCCGCGGCCGCCAACUAGCGUGUACCACCUGGCAUCUCUACCCUACUGUACUGUAGCUAGCUACCUACGUGUACGUAGCCUGCAGCCUGCAGCCUGCAGCCUAUGAUUUUUCAAUGCAUUUUCCUAAUUGCGAGUAAAUUCGUACGUAGGUAAUAGGUAGGUAUACUAGUUACAUACUUGAUAAUUAUAACAUGUAAAAUAAUAACAAUAAUUAUAAUAAUGUGGAAAAAAAAACAACAACCAUGAUUAUAAUAAUUACGUACGUAUAAAUACGUGCAUACGCAUAGGUACCUACCUACUAAAAUACAUAUGUAUAGGCUAAUGUAAUUCUAAAUGAUUCGUAUUCAAUUAUAUUCGUCGUUGAAAAGCGUCGAUUUUUUUGUUUUGUUUUUGUUUUUGUUCUUUUGUUUUUUUUCGAGAAAAAUGUACUCGUACCUUGUAUGUUUUAAUUUUACUCUUUAAAUCUUUGUGGUAUUUUUAAUUACUCGUAGUUGUAUUAGGCUAAUUACAAUCAGUUAAUGUACUUGUA